Messenger RNA from Rhipicephalus sanguineus (brown dog tick), 955 nucleotides. RefSeq names its product THAP domain-containing protein 1-like. The record is from RefSeq and is a predicted model, not a curated record. Lineage: Eukaryota; Metazoa; Arthropoda; Arachnida; Ixodida; Ixodidae. The coding region runs from base 19 to 765 and encodes 248 amino acids. The transcript has 5 exons.
GUUUUCUAUUUUGACGAAAUGCCAGCCUGUUGCGCGCUAAACUGCACGAACCGACCAGAAAAGUCUUCGGGAAAGACAUUUCACGCGUUUCCGCGCUCUAAGCCGCGAAUCUUCCAGAAAUGGCUCGCCAACCUGAAGAGGGACAAGUGGAAACCGUCUCCGGGCAGCAGACUAUGCAGCGACCAUUUUGCCGAGUCGUGUUUCGACCGCUCGGGCGCUAGAACCCGGCUUCGGGGCGAUGCCGUCCACACGCUGUUUGCUUUCCCGGACGACUCGCAGAAGAAAGCUCCGGAAAGGAAAGCACCCAAGCAGAGAGGCAAAAUUCUUGACUUGGCCCCAGAGGACGAGCCACCCAUGAGCCCAGUGGCACCAUUGCCUGGGGCUUCACGCAAAAAAGGUCUUCAAAGGAGAGCACCCAAGCAGAGAGGCCAAAUUCUUGAAUUGACCCCAGAGGACGAGCCACCCAUGAGCCCAGCGGCACCAUCGCCUGAGGCUUCAGACAAAGUGCUUGACCACGACUACGCCGUCUUGGACAAUCCUAAGGUUCUGAAAAAGAGGCUCGAGAAAUGCACAGAUGCCAUAGAAAACAUCAAGAAGAAACUGAAGCUCAGCGAGCAGCGCGAGCGCCGGCUGAAAAACAAGGUUACUUCGCUAAGCAAAAUUGUCGAUGACCUGAAGAGCAAGCUUCUUGCUUCAAACGACGCUUGUGCCAUGCUUGAGAAGUGCUUCUCAGGAGUGCCUCAGAAGUUAUGCAGCACACCUUGAAGCAAUCAAACGAAAGGGGCGAACUUGCCAGGCCUAGCCGGUAGCAGUACUCAACCUAAUUGUGCAUUCACAGCAUUCCUGCGCAGGCCAGUGAAGUCAGAAAGAACAAAACAGAGCUUCUAUGCAGCCCCAUAGUAGAUGAGAUGCCCAUUAGAGAGCACGUGGAGUGGGAUGGGCAUGAGAGGUUAUG